CCCCCACCCGAGAGGCUCCGCUCCACUCAACACGCCCCCUCCCCAGGAGAGCCUCCCCACCCUGGGAUGCCAUGAGUCAUCCCUGCUCCUGAUGCUGUUGCUGCUGCUGCUGCCCCGCUGCCGCCGGCGGUCUGGAAGCUGCUUCCCCGGCGUCAGUCCGGACCCUAUUCAGUGGGCAGAGCUUUGCCCGGGUAGCGUAGAGGGCCUCGGGGAGUGGUCCCUCCUGCCUUGGAAGAAGGAGGAGGAGGAGGAAGAGGAGGAAGAGGAUGCCUCUCUUCAGGACGGCGCUGCGAGUCUCCAACCGCUCCAUUCUGGUCUUCAUCUUCAUCUUCUCCUUUUCUUCCUCUUGCCUUUAUUUCAUCUAUGUGGCUCCCGGCAUGGCAAAUACAUAUUUAUUUAUGGUACAAGCACGAGGUAUAAUGCUGAAAGAAAAUGUGAAAACAAUAGGACAUAUGAUCAGACUGUACACUAAUAAAAAUGCUACAAUAAAUGGCACAGAUUAUCCUGAAGGCAACAGUACAAGUGAUAGUAUUGCUCAGACAGUGACGUAUCUUCCAGAAAACUUCACUUAUUCUCCUUCUCAAUCUUGUCCAGAAAAAUUGCCCUCCAUGAGAGGCUUUAUUGAAGCAAAUAUGAGUGAAAUUAGUUUGGAAGAAAUUCAACAAAUGUUUUCUAAAGAUUUAGACAUUGAACAAGGUGGUCACUGGAAGCCAAAAGACUGUAAACCACGUUGGAAGGUUGCAAUACUCAUCCCUUUUCGCAAUCGUCAUGAACACCUUCCUAUAUUUUUUCGACAUUUAAUACCAGUGUUGAAGAAGCAGAGGCUAGAAUUUGCUUUCUAUGUUGUUGAACAGGUAGGAACACAGCCUUUUAACCGAGCAAUGCUGUUUAAUAUUGGCUUCAAAGAAGCUAUGAAGGACGGUGAUUGGGACUGUGUAAUCUUCCAUGAUGUGGAUCAUUUACCAGAAAAUGAUAGAAAUUAUUAUGGAUGUGGUGAAAUGCCACGUCACUUUGCUGCAAAAUUGGAUAAAUAUAUGUACAUACUUCCAUACAAUGAAUUUUUUGGUGGUGUAAGUGGGCUAACAGUAGAACAAUUCAAAAAAAUCAAUGGAUUUCCAAAUGCUUUCUGGGGAUGGGGAGGAGAAGAUGAUGACCUUUGGAACAGAGUCCACUCUGUAGGAUUUAAUGUGACAAGACCAGAAGGAGAACUUGGGAAGUAUAAGUCAAUUCCUCAUCACCACAGAGGAGAAGUUCAAUUUUUAGGGCGAUACAAACUAUUAAGAUAUUCCCGAGAGCGUCAGUUUAUUGAUGGUUUAAAUAAUCUAGUAUAUAUGCCAUCUAUAUUUGCCAAUAAACUGUAUACUAAUAUCACUGUAAACCUGGUACCAGAACUAGCUCCUGUUCAAGAUUAUUGAUGGCAUAGCAGAAUAAACUACUGGAUCUACAUUUUGUAACACUGGGAAAAUACUAAAUCAGGUAUUUCAAUGACUGCACAAUCAUGUGUCAAUUAGUGAAUGCUUCACAUUAAGAAACCAAUAAGUACUCAAGCCUUGUUAGCUUUUCUGUAGAUAAUAAAUACAGCAUGCUUAGAAAUCAGGAAAAUUCCUUUCUCUAAGAAAGUGUGCAUUCAAUGAAUUAUUAUUUUUUUAAUGUUUUCCAUAUCAUGUAAAUAUCUGUUAAAAUAUUAGGCUUUUGACUAUGGCAGCAUUCUGCAUGUUUUGGAAGUAUUUGUGUUUAAUAUUUCUAGAAUUUAGGCAUGAAAUGUAAGCAAUUAAAUCUAGACAAAAAUUUCGAAUGAUUUAUAGCUGAUUUAUAAAUAUGGCUAUCCUGUUAUAAUAAACUUUUCUGCUUAUUUUGAGCUACAAGCCUUCUGUGUAACACUUAUACCUGUGAUUUUGCCAUCAAACCUAUGAUAAAUAAACCUUUAAUCUUUAUUCUAUCUAUUAACCAGGGAGGUUCCCUGAAUAUGCUUGAAAGAAUAUUAUUUAUGCGUAUUCCAUGCAUGGAAACCCAUCUAUAAUGUUGCAUUUCAUUAUGGCUCUUAAUGUGUCAGUAGUGUUAAUGUCAGAUUUAUAUUUUGGUCUAUUUUCAUAUUGCUCUUUUGUGGAUUUUUGUAAUAAUCAACUUCAUUCCAUCCAAAAUCAAAAGACCAAUGAAUUAGAAGACAAAUGAAUGUUAAUGGAAGGAAGUGAUGGGGUAAAGUGUUUAUAUGAGUAACAAGUGGAAUGUUCAGAGUAAUUGAUGUUGGUUAAUCUUUUUCUCAUUGAAAGUCAUUGGCACUGGAGUCAACCUGAGGAGAAAUGUGUUAAAAUUUAUUUUAAACCAAUUGCCUUUAAUGUUAAAAGUUUUCCAUUCCUUUGUAAACAGUGCAUUUUAUGCAACAAGCUAAGAUUCUUCUGUUUAUGACUUAAAGUUGGGAUGAACCUGGUUGCUAUUUUACAAAGUUAUUUUGUUCUUGUUUUUUGUGCCCAGUACACAAAACUUAGGUAUGUCUCAUUCUAGUUUUUAUUGGACUGGAUGAUGAUUGACAUAUAGCAUCCUUUUUUGAGUACUCUUCUUUGAAUACUUGAGCUAUUAUCUUUACAGAGUGAAUCACUCUGUUCUAAUACAGGCAUUUCAAUGUUGAAUGUAAUUAUGAACCAAGAUUAAACAUUUGGGAAUCGAAGAAUUACUUCUUUUUCCUUUCAGAAUGGAAAAAUUCAUUGUUCAACAUCUAAAAAAGAGUAAAAUGGACUCAGAUGUAAUUUACAUUAUGGAUUAGUUCUGUAGGUGUCUUGCAGUUGUUUGGGAUAAAAAUUACUUUGUUUUUUUCCUUACAACAUCAGCAUAAGAACUGAUUGUAGGCUGCUCAUUAAAUAUAAAAAGUGAUGUCUAUCGUUCCAAAUAAUUUGUAAUUUGAAGAUAUUAAAAUGGAACAAAGUGACUGAUAAAUACAUAAUUUUGACAAAAUUAUAUGAAUCAAGCAUGCCAAAAAACCCCUUAAUCUUUAAAUCUAGACACUAUAUUCUGUACAUUUUUUCUCAAUUCCCAGCUAGUGGAUUUUUGCAAAGCUAAACAUGGUAUUUAUAACAUCCUGUCCUAAUUCAGUUCUGUAUGACAUGGUUUGAAUGGAAUGGCUUGUCUUAAAUAUUUCCAACUUGAUACAUAAGUUCAUAAAAACUGUGUAUGGAAAAUGCAUGUUUGCAUACACUUUAAAAUUAUAUUUUUAACCUUGCAGGAAAGAAAAACGAUAUCUUUUUGCUCAAUUAUACCAUUCUGUAAUAGAUCUUUGUAUGCCAUGAUAGUUUAAAUUAAUUUGUACUUGGACUUGGAAGUCAUUUACUUUCUUUGUGACCUUUAGUGUAGAACCAUUGAUAGCCUGGUUUUGUUCUCUGGUUUAAGCAGGGUGCCCUGUUCUGUAGAACAGAUUUAUCGUGAGUAAGACAAAUACAUUUCAGUUGAAACUCUAAAAAUCAUGUAAAUAAUGAAGGCCUAGUAAGUGGUUGCAUACUGCUGAUCUAGUUUAAGCACAGUCCUCAGCAAGUCCUGAUUAAUACUUAGGUGGGAAAGCUCCAAUCAGAACAGAAGGCAAUAGCAAAUCACUUCUUUAUAGAUAGUCCUCACUUACUGAUUGCAAUUGGGAUAGGCAACACUAUUGCUAAACUGUGUUAUCAUGAAGUGAAAAAUCACAUGAUUGAGCCUGACAGUCUGUCAAUUCUAGCUAUGGUCAUUACAGUAUGUAAAGCACAUACACUCAUUAAGCACGAUGUCACAUGAUAUGACUGUGACUUCUUGCUGGCUUCUCCAUUGUUUGUUGGAAGCUGACAAAGAAGGUUGCAAAUGCUGAACAUAUGACUCUGGGACACUGUCACCAUCGUACAUGCAUGUCAGUUGCCAAGCAGAAAUUACAAUCAGGUGACUUUGCAGAGUUCUAACAGUUGCAAUUUAGAGGAUUGGUCUUAAGUUUCAUUAUUUAACACCGUCGUAACUUUGAAAGGUCACUGAACAAUUGGUGGUGCUAUGAAAGGUACAUGAGUUUGUUGAUGAAAUCAUUAGUUGCUGAAAUUCAGCUUGGAGAAUUUGCUUGUACAAAAACCUUAAUUAUUUUGGAUUUUUCUUUAGUUUUCCUGACACUAUAUUUUAGGCUGAAAUGAGCUUUUGUCUCAUUGUCUAUAGUGUUAUUUUUUGUCUUGGAUUUUAGGUCUGGUUCUUCAAAUGAGUGAAACAUUGUUUGAUAUUUAUAUGUACAAUAAAUGAGAAAAAUGGUACUCAUACGUAUAAGGCGAAGUGUACUUAAUCUGAUCUUAUUUUUUCAGGUGAAAGAAGCACAUUAAAUGUAUUAACAUGUUCUCAAUACCGUACAGAAUUAUGCUAUCACUUAUUAUGUUGCUCAUUAAAAUAUUUAUACUUUUUAAA
Molecule: messenger RNA, 4395 nt
Organism: Pantherophis guttatus
Lineage: Eukaryota; Metazoa; Chordata; Lepidosauria; Squamata; Colubridae
Gene: B4GALT6
Product: beta-1,4-galactosyltransferase 6
Biological process (GO): carbohydrate metabolic process; glycosphingolipid biosynthetic process
Cellular component (GO): Golgi apparatus
Molecular function (GO): UDP-galactose:glucosylceramide beta-1,4-galactosyltransferase activity
Source: RefSeq, a predicted model, not a curated record